ACAAGUCUAGGUCCACGGAGCUCCGAUUUUUCCAUUUUCCGUUUUCGGUCUUUCACUUUGCCUGGUCUUGUUACAAAUAAUUCGUCUUAUUAUGUAUUUGUUUUACCAGUGGUAGUUGCAUUAAUGAUGCCCUACCGCGAUAAUACUUACGGCACAGUAAUCGUUUCUCGUCAUUUUGAAUCUUUACAUUUCUAAAUGUAGGUCAUUGACUCACAGUUUCACAGUUUCCCUUGAAUUUUGUUCGGCUGUUAUCAUCGAAGUUUCAAAAUUAGAAAGAAUGAGUUUACUCUCCAAUUCCAAGAGUGAAAACUCCGAUAGUAGUAUCGUGUCCAAACAGCCAAGCAAUGCAGAUCUAAUUGUGACAGAGGAAAUGCUUCUCAAAAAAGACAAAAUCAGUCCUGACGAUGUAUUGAAACUGCCAAAAAUUACUGAAAAUUAUUUGUGCUCCCCUGAUGCAAAUGUUUACAAUAUCGACUUCAUAAAGUUCAAAAUACGUGAUCUAGACUCUGGGAUGGUUUUAUUUGAAAUCGCUAAACCAACCUCUAUCUCAGAAAGUGAAGAUGUAAAUUUAGAAGUUGAAGAAAUCGAUCCAAAUUCUGGGCGCUUUGUUAGGUAUCAGUUCACCCCUCAGUUUCUCAAAUUAAAAACAGUUGGUGCAACUGUUGAAUUCACCAUCGGAAGUAAACCAAUCAACAAAUUUCGGAUGAUCGAACGGCACUUUUUUCGUGAUAAACUACUGAAAAGUUUUGAUUUUGAAUUUGGAUUUUGCAUACCAAACAGUAAAAAUACAUGUGAACACAUUUAUGAAUUUCCAAACUUACCUCCUGAGCUGAUCGAUGAAAUGGUCAAGAAUCCUUUUGAAACACGUUCGGACAGUUUUUACUUCAUUGACGAAACUUUAAUGAUGCACAAUAAAGCAGACUAUGCUUAUGAUGGAGGUCUCAAGUGAUCACUCUCUUUUAUGUGUUACGGGAGCAGCUCUCAUGUUUCUAGUUAAGUCAUUCUUCUCAUUUUGUUUUUCAAUCUCUAGGAUACAAAGCACAAUUUAAAUGUAUACGACUGAAAAUGAAUUUUAAUAUUUUGCCUGCCGUGCAGUUUGAGUCAGAUCUAUAAGAGAUCAGGAACUGACUGUUUAACAGCAAUGAUAGAUCAGUCGUUCAUGUCACAGAACUAUGCUUGUUACUUACAAUUUAUCCUGACAGCAGUGUUACCAAUUUUCCUUUUUAGCACAUCAAUGGAAUGUUAUGUCUCUAGAGGAAAAUGGAUCAGAAAACCUAUUGAAUUUCCUCUCUUCUCAGAUUCAAAUGUUACGAGUGCUCUAGAGCUCACUUUUUCCGUCCAAAGGAAAACCUCAAAUCAAGAAUUUACUGUUUAAGAUAUUAAAGAGUGUCUACUGUUGAAACCUCAAACGAUUUUUCAACCGAACAGAACAUGUACCGAUUUUUUAAGUACUGAAGAAUCUACAUCAGUGCGCUAAGGUCCAUUUUUGUAGAUGCAGUCACAAAUGGAAAAUGAGGAAUUACACUUCUUGGCUCACCUGUAAAAGCUCCCAUCUACGCAGGGAAAAAAAAGGUACAUACGCGCCAAGUUUAAGAACACGCACCAGGUUGUAUAUGGGGGAAAAAAUGAGCUGGGAGUAGUUAUGAUUUUUAUUAGUUAUAAAGUCUCUUUGUUAAAACUCCAAAGUCAAGAAAAAAUGUUUUAAACAUGAAAAGAAUCUAAUUGAAAGCGUAUUUUCACUAGGUGGGUGGAUGAUAAGAUGUGGUAUUUUAUUUUGACCCUAUCAUAAUUUUUCGGACCAACAUUGGGAUUCACCAGACUGAUAGGAGGUGAAACUCUUCCAAACGUUGGAGCCAAAAUAUAAUCCUACAAUGUAGGGUUUAAAAAUGACCUGAUGAAGAUGAUGGCAUCCUACCAGCAUCAAUUUCGAAAGUCUAAACUCAAAUGUUUACCAACCCGAUUAUGAUCUUGCCACCAUUAUCGUGGCAUUUUGGCUCGACCGAUCAUCAACGAAAAUACGCUUGUUAUGUUAUGACCAUUUGUUGUGUAUUCUUCAUUACCUGUCGUCAUUUUUUCCUCUGCUUCAUACAUGUAAUUGCUGAUAAUGUCUAACUAGCUAUGUAUAUGAACACCAGGCCAAAUCGCAUACCUAAUUACACACCAUCAGCAACUACGAGGCAGAGGAAAAAAUAACAGGUAAUGUAAAUAGUCAGUGACUUAUGUCCUUAAUGUUGAGUCUCACGGAGAAGUAAAACUUCGAACAUCUUGUUCUCGGUUCAACCUUGAUGCACCUCUGUUAAACCUGGUCCAUAUUUGGUUUCUAACCAAGCCAGAAGUAUUAGCUCCCAAUUACAAAAUUUAGUUCAAGUAAAAAACCAUAAAUAGUAUUGGGUGCGAUGGUAACCAAUGUUCUGCCGAAGUUACAAAGGAGGAGUGUCGUGAAGGACUGCAAUCGGCCCAACACCGAAUGCUUCUAACCCCAGCAUUUUUUGACAGCAGAGGGAUCCCUUCAGUGAGAUGUGUUAACACGGGUUUUAAUGCUACAAAUUACUAUUUUUCAAGUUUAAUGUCGUUUUUAGACAUGAGUGCAAGCCAGUAUGAGGCUGCAAUAUGAGUAUGUUAUUCUUAUUAUGGAAGGAAAAAUCCACAAAUAAAUCCCCCUGUACUCCUUUGCCUUCUGAAAAGACAAAGACUUUGAAAAAAAAAAGACAGAACUGACAGACAGAACAGACAGACUGGAGAAAAGACAAUAAACGAAACAAAAAAGAUCACAAAGUAAUAAUCAUUUUCAGCGUUCAGACUCAAAUCUACAGCAAUAUAUUUCACUGAAGGGUUUCUAUGACAGGCCAAAACCAAUUAUGUCCUUAAAAUAUACACCCUCUCCUGUCAAAAAACGCUGGAGUCUAAGGAGUCCUGGGUAGGAUCGAUCUUGUCCUUAACAACACCUCUUCUUCCAAUGUUCACAGAACUGGUCGGCCCUGAAGUUUCGGAAAUUUGCAAAAGUGGACCGAGCCAAACUAGCAAAGCUCUAGCGCACAAGACAAUCAAGUCUGGUAUUCAUUAUGAAGUAAUACUAAUCUUGCUCAAGAAAACCCUAGUAGCAAUGACCUUUUCAAACAUUUUUCAUAAACUCUUAAACAACUUUAGAUGUUCACAUUAGGAAACCCUUUUUGGCUUUUUUUAUAGUAAUUUACGAUAAGGAAAAUUUAAGGAAAAAAGUGUUAAAAAAAGUCUUAGAAUAUCACUGUACUUUUUUAACAUUUCUUCUAUUAUUUUGACCGUUGAAAAACUAUUGUUGAUAUUUUAAGAGUUUUUUAAACACUUUUUUACUUUUUUACCACUCGUAAAUUUUACAUGAAGUAAUAGCUAAAAAAGGUUUCCUAAUACGAACAUUCUAACAGGUUUUUUAAGAGUUGUCUUUCUGAAAUUGUUAGGUUUUUUAAAAGUUGUUUUAACAGUCAUUGCUACUGAGGAAAUAAUCUCAUCAGAAGAUUGGGUUUUAGUUGGCCUUGGGCCAACUUAUUUUUUCCCUAGCCUUGUCUUUUUUGCCUGAAAACUUGCUAGGUUGACUCACAAUCCCCCUCACUAGCACAACUUAACUUUUUUAUACUAUGUGUUAUUCUACCUGGGCAAAAGUGAGAGAUAUGUGACUUGCACUAAUUUAUCGUUGACUGUUUUAUAGCUUUAAUCUUCUCUCCAAGGCAAUUGCAAUGAUUUCAUAUUUUACCCAAGGAGGCCCUUGGUAUUUGUGUGAUGAUGGUUCAAGAUUUUACUGUGUUUGUUUUUAACUUCUGUCAAUCACUUUAAUUUGUAAGGUUCUUUUAAAUGCAACAAGAAAGUAACAGUUUGUUAAAAUAAUACUCGAAAAAACUGAUGAUUCCAAUGGAUCAGUCCAUUAUACACAUUACAGGCGAAAGCCGACUGGCCCAGCAGGAAAUCGGCAAGUAGUUGAUGGACCAGUACCCUGAGUAAGCUGAUAAAAUGCGAGGAAAUAAGAAAAUAGGUGAAUGAAAAAGGAAAA
Messenger RNA from Bemisia tabaci, 4021 nucleotides. It is a transcript of the gene unc-119, whose product is annotated as unc-119 lipid binding chaperone. Gene Ontology annotation, molecular function: lipid binding. Lineage: Eukaryota; Metazoa; Arthropoda; Insecta; Hemiptera; Aleyrodidae. The record is from RefSeq and is a predicted model, not a curated record. Gene Ontology annotation, cellular component: cilium. Gene Ontology annotation, biological process: nervous system development; cilium assembly; lipoprotein transport.